AUGGCAAUAGAGACUGAGGGGGAAGAUAGGAAGGGGAAAGAAGAAACCAUGAGGAAGAAUAGGAAAGAUGAUGAGAGAGAUUUUCCCCCUCCCUACUCUUCUCCUCCUAACCUCUACCCAGUGUUGCCAGUGGACGAUGGGCUGCCCCUCCCUCCUCCUCCGCCUGCCCUGCUGGACCCCAUGCCAUCUACUGCACCAGUGCUUAUGCCCCCGCCCUUACCGCAAGCUGCCUCCCCGUUGACAGAUGUGGUGGCCAAACCACUCACUGGCCUGGCAGACAUGAUGGGAGGAACUGCAAAGCUGUCAAGAAAUAAAGAAGUUGCUGGGGGAGCCAAAGCAAAGGAAAGAAAGAGCAUUAACCCCUUCCCCCAGAUGGGAGGUCCGAGCAGCUCGACUGUGGAGGACGUCAGCGACACAUCAUCACAGUCGGGGUCAAAGUCAUCUCCUCCCCCAGCGAGUAGAACCAGACUACAGAAGAAGUUGACACCAGAGAAGAGAGGCAGGACACACGUUUUGACAGCCUGUCGUGUGGAUCCUAAAGACGUGGAAGAAGAAGGAAGAGAAGGUGACGACCCAGAAGCUACAAGCUGCUCAUUUGACUUUCUACCAAGGCCAGGCGCCAGCCGAGGGGAGGGGCUGGGAAGGGUCGUGGGGGUAAGACUAAGCCGGGAAACUGUUUCACAUGUAGGCAACCUGGCCAUUUCUCAGCUCAAUGUGAUCAAGCACUUCAGACUGGAGCUCAGAUGGUUGGAAGAGGUCGAGGCAGGAGUGGACCAAGAGGCAGAGGAGCCCCAAGGGGGGCCCCUAGAGGACAUGGGCCAGCAGAAGCUUCAGGACUGUGGCAUCCCCCUGCCCAACAGCCUUGGCAACCGCCACCAAACUAGUGGCCUGGGCCACUCCCUCAAUCUCAGCCUCAACAGCAGUGGCGGCCCCAAGAGGGCCCCCAUGGAAGUGGCCGACCUGGGCAAUGGCAGAUGGGCCCGCCUACACAGAUGACCCUGUAUAACCCAGGGCCAAGAACAGGAGGAAGAAUAUUGACAUGAUGAUGAGACAGGGACAGACGAAGUAGAGCUAACAGAAAAGCCGGAACAAUUGUUUUUAAAGAGCUACACUCUCCCUAGUAUUGAGCCAACAGUGGAGGCUUGCGUCAAUGAUGGCAACCGAAGUCAGCCUGCAUGCUUCCGGCGCGCCACUAGAGUGACUUCCCCGGCCGGCCAACCCUUCCCAUAACCCGGACCACUCUGGGCAAAUUGUGCACCGCCUCAUGGGUCUCCCGGGCACGGCCGGCUGCGACACAGCCUGGGAUCGAACCCGGGUCUGUAGGGACGCUCUAGCACUGCGAUGCAGUACCUAAGACCUAUGUAAAUAAGGUAUCUCUGUUUUUUAUUUUUAAUACAUGUGCAAAAAUAUUUAAAAUCCUGUUUUUGCUUUGUGAUUAUGGGGCAUUGUGUGUAAAUUGAUGAGGGGGGAAAGUAUUUAAUCCCUUUUAGAAAAAGGCUGUGACAUCACAAAAUGUGGAAAAGUCAAGAGGUCUGAAUACUUUCCGAAUGCACUGUAUGUAUUCAGAUAUGUAUUCAUUAACAUAUUAUUGAAGGAAGCAGGUUAAAUUGUUAGGUGGUGUAUACAGUUGAAGUCGGAAGUUUACAUACACUUAGGUUUUUCAACCACUCCACAAAUUUCUUGUUAACAAACUAUAGUUUUGGCAAGUCGGUUAGGACAUCUACUUUGUGCAUGACACAAGUCAUUUUUCCAACAAUUGUUUACAAACAGAUUAUUUCACUUAUAAUUCACUGUAUCACAAUUCCAGUGGGUCAGAAGUUUACAUACGCAAAGUUGACUGCGCCUUUAAACAGUUUGGAAAAUUCCAGAAAAUUAUGUCAUGGCUUUAGAAGCUUCUGAUAGGCUAAUUGACAUAAUUUGAUUCGAUUGGAGGUGUACCUGUGGAUGUAUUUCAAGGCCUACCUUCAAACUCAGUGCCUCUUUGCUUGACAUCAAGGGAAUAUCAAAAGAAAUCAGCCAAGACCUCAGAAACAAAUGUGUAGACCUCCACAAGUCUGGUUCAUCCUUGGGAGCAAUUUCCAAACUUCUGAAGGUAGCACGUUCAUCUGUACAAACGAUAGUACGGAAGUAUGAACACCAUGGGACCAUGCAGCCGUCAUACCGCUCAGGAAGGAGACUCGUUCUGUCUCUUAGAGAUGAACGUGCUUUGGUGCGAAAAGUGCAAAUCAAUCCCAGAACAACAGCAAAGGACCUUGUGAAGAUCCUGGAGGAAACAGGUACAAAAAUAUCUAUAUCCACAGUAAAACGAAUCCUAUAUCGACAUAACCUGAAAGGCCGCUCAGCAAGGAAGAAGCUACUGCUCCAAAACCGCCAUAAAAAAAGCCAGACUACUGUUUGCAACUGCACAUGGGGAUAAAGAUCGUACUUUUUGGAGAAAUGUCCUCUGGUCUGAUGAAACAAACAUAGAACUGUUUGGCCAUAACGACCAUCGUUAUGUUUGGAGGAAAAAGGGGGAGGCUUGCAAGCCCAAGAACACCAUCCCAACCGUGAAGCACGGGGGUGGCAGCAUCAUGUUGUGGGGGGGCUUUGCUGCAGGAGGGACUGGUGCACUUCACAAAAUAGAUGGCAUCAUGAGGAGGUAAAAUUAUGUGGAUACAUUGAAUCAACAUCUCAAGACAUCAGUCAGGAAGUUAAAGCUUGGUCGCAAAUGGAUCUUCCAAAUGGACAAUGACCCCAAGCAUACUUCCAAAGUUGUGGAAAAGUGGCUUAAGAACAACAAAGCCAAGGUAUUGGAGUGGCCAUCACAAAGCCCUGACCUCAAUCCUAUAGAAAAUGUGUGGGCAGAACUGAAAAAGAAUGUGUGUAAAAAAAGAGCCCACCAAACCUGACUCAGUUACACCAGCUCUGUCAGGAGGAAUGGGCCAGAAUUCACCCAACUUAUUGUGGGAAGCUUGUGAAAGGCUACAAGAAACGUUUGACCCAAGUUAAAAUAUUUAAAGGCAAUGCUACCAAAUAUUAAUUAAGUGUAUGUAAACUUCUGACCCACUGGGAAUGUGAUGAAAGAAAUAAUACUGAACUAAAUCAUUCUCUCUACUAUUAUUCUGACAUUUCACAUUCUUAAAAUAUAGUGGUGAUCCUAACUGACCUAAGACAGGGAAUUUUUACUAGGAUUAAAUAUCAGGAAUUGUGAAAAACUGAGUUUAAAUGUAUUUGGCUAAGGUGUAUGUAAACUUCCGACUUCAACUGUAUGUCAUAGUAUUUGGCCUCAAACAAUAAUGGUAUCUCUCUCUCUCUGUGUGUGUGUGUGUGUGUGUGUGUGUGUGUGUGUGUGUGUGUGUGUGUGUGUGUGUGUGUGUGUGUGUGUGUGUGUGCGUGCGUGCGUGCGUGCGUGCGUGCGUGCGUGCGUGCGUGCGUGCGCAAGUGGGUGUGCAACUAGGUCAACUGAUGUUCUGUGGAGAGGACCUGAAUUGACCCCAUAGCUAAUAGGACAGAGAGAGAGGGUAGGGAAACAGAAAAGUGAAAUGUUGCGAAAGUUUUAGCACACAAUCAUUUUAAAAUGCAACCAAGUGAGUUGUUAAGUAAUAAGUUAUUUUAAUUACUGUACAUUUUUCAGGAAGGUCUGAUGAAAACCGUAUAAUUCCAUAUUUCCCAGCAUUAGUUCUCUGUUGUUAGGAGUGGAAGUGUUGUGUACAGAGCUGGGGGUCUAUUGAUCCACAUGCUUUAUUACCCUACACUGGGAGUGUUAACACUGUCCAGGAAGAUGAGGGGAGGAUCACCUGGAAAUGGUGCUAUCGAUCCCGGCUCGCUGCCACGGGAAAGGCUUCUAUGACGGAACAUCCUCCAGGGAUAUGUGGGAUCGGGAAGAUCUACCAACAGAGAACAGCGCUGCACAGGGGACACAUGACACAUCUGGCAUGUGUUAGGUUUUUGGUGUCCGAAGAGACAUCUAGAAUUUAGUCUAUGUUAUGUGGGUUUUUUGGGGGGAAGAGUUUUGUGGUGUCUCAGCUAGCGUCCCAUAUGGUACCCUAUUCCCUAAAUAGUGUACUACUGUUGAUCAGGGUCCAUAGGGAAUGGGGUGCCAUUAGGGAUGCAGCCUCAUGUGUCAUGUCUACAUCGUUGACCUAUUCACUGUCCAGACACCAUGAUGUGACCUAUUGGCUUAUUAGUUGUCAUAACAAGUGCCUCGGUGCAAUUUACCAUAAGUCAAAUGAAAUUGCCUGUUUCAUCAUGGCCUGUCUUAACAUAUUGUCAUUCAUUUUGUAAGUUAGUGCCUUUAUAUUGCACAUGGUGAAGUAAUGCUUGACAGAGUCCAAAACAACUGGAACAAAAGAGCGUGCCAUAUAACACAUCAAGACAGAACGUCACGUGUGAAACUUGAUCUCGCAAAAUGAAUUCUGUACAUUGUCCAACUGCUGCAAAUUCUGCAGUGUAAAUAUACAGACCAGGCUGCACCUAGAAUUUAAAUAGUAUGGAACCCCCUGGAAUCAAAUUAGUAUAAUCAUUUAAUCACCAUUUUAUUCAUCAAAGUACGUGACUUCAAAUCAAGAGACUUCUGGGUUUUUGCAUGGGCUGCAUCUCAUGCCACUGCAUCCGCCGGUGUCGGCCAUUCGGCUCUGUGGUGGAAAACGGCAGGCUUACCAAGGUGUUUGUGAGACCAGGAGACAUUACGGAAACAGGUCUUCUAACAGAAACGUCUUGUCACAAUACAGAGGCGGAUGCAAGAUGCAAGCAACGAUGGUUUAAUGAAAUAGUUUCCAGCAUCAACAGGACAGACAGAAUAUACUCAGACAGAAUCCAACCCAGGGCCUAGGGCACAUCCUCUGAUGAUAGCGUGCUGAGAAAUCCAAGGGAGUGAGUCCGGCUGGGUAGGAAGGAGCACAGCAGAUAAUCCCCACAAGGGCUGCGAGAGAAAGAGCACUGACACACGACACAACCUCAGGGAAGAAACAACGAUCUGACAACAAGAAACACAGGUUACAGAACAUAUAAAGGGGAAGAUAAUUAAUUCCAGCUGGCGCAGACAAUCAGGCCAAGAUUGGGAACCACGCCCACACAAACACAGGAGAGAGAGAGAGAGAGAGAGAGAGAGAGAGAGAGAGAGAGAGAGAGAGAGAGAGAGGCAGUGGAUUCAUGAACCGUGACACGUCUGUAAAGGCAGAACGGUUUGAGCUAAAAACGACACUUCUGAACAGCUGAGACACUUAUGAACACGAUCCGUUUUGCUCUAUGACGCCCACUAGCUUCACAGUACUGGUCCAAAGGUCAUCUGGUGAAUGUGCAGUAAAAAUGACAUCAUAGGUGGAGGGGUCAUUCCACUACAUAAAAUGUAAUAAAACAAUUCCUUCGCUAUCUCUCAGAUAUAAGAAACAUAAUUCAAAACAUACAUCCUUUUGAUAUAUUUUUUUGACCAUCUGUUUUUCCGUGCAUGAAUGUGUUAUUCAAUGUGUUUCUAUGUGCUAAUAGCAGUAAGUCCAAAUUCAAUGUUUCAUCAAAUCCUUUUUUAAUAUAUAUUUUUUUACACUUACAAGGGUCCUAAGAUUGUAAAUCAAAUAACUAAAUGGUCCAUGGUAUGAGCAUCGUAAAACAAUUCCACAUGUUAGCUUGGUGUGGAACUUGUAGCGAGUCAGUGAGAAGUGGGAGGAGGACGGUGCCAGGAGCAACACAUGGUAGACACCAGGGUCAUAAUCAAUCAAAAGGACUGAAACAUUACUUGGACUUGUCCAAAAGAAAGCACUCGUAUUCAUUUUCCAUUGCACAUGUUUUAAAAACAUUUUCCAUUGUGUGCCCUGAUGAAUACAACCACGUUCCUCUAGGGUCAUGUGUGGAGGGUGGAAACCCUGGCAGACUGACAGCCUGGCUGGCUGGCUGACUGUUAUACUGCAGUCAUCCCCAUACCUCACUGGACUCCAGGCCUCUGCUAUGUCAGGCUGCUCAAGCAAUCCACUGUCAGAGCCAGUUUGCCCUCUGCUGGGGUGAGUGGAAUCAACAAUGUCAAUACUGUCUCAGUCUAUUCCACAGAUAAACAACAACCCAAAUUGACACUUAAACACUGCUGUAUCAUGGUGCAACUGCUGCCAUCGUGGUCAGCCCAUCCCCAGUUCAAGCAAACCCCUUUGGCAGGCCAGGCAUCACCUGAAGCAUCUGAAAUCCCCAGGAUAAUGACUCUGUGAUGAAGUCAACUGACUCCUAUCAGGUUUUCUUAUCCUCCCAGUGCCCAGUCAGUGACAUCAAGACUGUUAAUACAGAUUGUCAUGUCCGGAGGUGUAAAGAGGCUGUGGCAGGAGGAUGUUGGACUUAUGUGCACUGGUGGUCCGCUGGGUUCUCUCCUUUGGACUGGUGGACUUCGUGGUCCGCUGGGUUCUCUCCUUUGGACUGGUGGCCUUCGUGGUCCGCUGGGUUCUCUCCUUUGGACUGGUGGCCUUCGUGGUCCGCUGGGUUCUCUCCUUUGGACUGGUGGCCUUCGUGGUCCGCUGGGUUCUCUCCUUUGGACUGGUGGCCUUCGUGGUCCGCUGGGUUCUCUCCUUUGGACUGGUGGCCUUCGUGGGGCUCUGGGUUCUCUCCUUUGGACUGGUGGCCUUCGUGGGGCUCUGGG
Messenger RNA from Salvelinus fontinalis (brook trout), 6592 nucleotides. RefSeq names its product protein enabled homolog. The transcript is spliced from 2 exons. Lineage: Eukaryota; Metazoa; Chordata; Actinopteri; Salmoniformes; Salmonidae. The record is from RefSeq and is a predicted model, not a curated record. The coding region runs from base 1 to 996 and encodes 331 amino acids.